Paramuricea clavata is the source of this 666-nucleotide messenger RNA. Lineage: Eukaryota; Metazoa; Cnidaria; Anthozoa; Malacalcyonacea; Plexauridae. The record is from the annotation of a GenBank genome assembly.
AUGUCAAUGAGAGGAUUGGCUACCCAUCUCAAGCAUAUUGUCGCCUAUUUCUUUACUGGCAAUGUAACAUCGUUCCAAUUAAUGCCAUUAUUUUGGAAAGUUGUUGCAGUGCUUGAAACCACAGUAAAGUUAAAGGUGAUUGCAGCUGUGAAUGAUGGUGCAUCUCCAAAUCGGAAGUUUUUUACCCUUCAUGCAAAACUUGGUGGUGUACUCCCUGACGGUGUUGUGUACAAAACACCCAAUCUUUUCUGUCUCACCCGAAUCAUUUACUUCUUCGCUGAUGUACCUUAUUUGAUAAAGACUGCGGGAAACUGCCUUUAUAACUCUGGGUCUGGAUCAUGCAGUCGAUAUAUGUGGAACAAUGGCCAGCAUCUGUUAUUUAGGCAUAUAGGUGAUAUGUAUUACCGCAAUCAAGAGUUUGCCCUUCACAGAUUACCUAAACUGACUUUGGACCAUGUUGUGCUGACCAGUUUUUCAAAGAUGAAGGUGAAACUUGCUGUCCAGGUUUUGAGCAGGACAGUUUCAACUUGCCUUUUGGAAUGUAAUGAUCCCAGUGUUGUUGGUACUGCAAUGUUCUGCCAGAUGGUCAACGAUUUUUUCGAUUGUACAAAUGUGAGAUCUACAUCCGAGCAUGAAAGAAAGAGGAAUGAAAGGAUCAAACCCUAG